This is a messenger RNA of Prunus armeniaca (apricot), 252 nucleotides long. Lineage: Eukaryota; Viridiplantae; Streptophyta; Magnoliopsida; Rosales; Rosaceae. The record is from the annotation of a GenBank genome assembly.
AUGUAUGAGGAUGGAAAACUUAGUGAAGUUCUCAUCUGUCUGGGGAUCUCCUUGGGACUUGCUCUUGGCACUUUUCUUGUUGCUGAAUCUGUUGCCUCUCUGACCUGCCUGUUUGGCUGGUGGGUCAGCUUGCCUGGUAGUCAUCCUAGAGCACAUAGCAUUCAGUGGUCGCUAAGACCUCUACUAGAGUUUGGCUGGGAGCAAUGGUUAGCUCGCGAUAUAAGUCGUGCUCAACUAGCAGGCCCUUUUUGA